Messenger RNA from Phragmites australis (common reed), 1556 nucleotides. RefSeq lists its product as uncharacterized. The record is from RefSeq and is a predicted model, not a curated record. Bases 780 to 1556 code for a protein of 258 amino acids. The transcript has 5 exons. Lineage: Eukaryota; Viridiplantae; Streptophyta; Magnoliopsida; Poales; Poaceae.
GCCCUGUUACGGUACCUCGGUUACCUCUUUAGAGGUAAGAGCCCAAUUUAAUCUGGACCGUUCGGUUUUAGAGAGAGAAAAUACUGAAACGAUUAAAAAAAACAUAAACCGGCUACUCCCGGUUACCGAUUCUCACUCCUUCGAUCUUUUCGUUCCCUGCGGCCUCCCGAUCUCCCGAGCUCCCACUUCCUCCGAUCCGCGCCUGAAAUCACGGGACGGGAGUUCGAUAUGAAUCGGAAACGAGGACUCUCCUUCGACUGCCGCCUCCCGAUUUCCCCGAUCUCCCCGAUCCGUUCCUCAAAUCACGGCAGGGGAGAUCCAAACAGAUUCGGUGGCCUCCUGCGACGCAAGCCUCUUCGUCGUUUCCUUCUCCGUCGACGCGUCGUCCAGCCCCCACGCGUUCCCCGGGCUCGUUACCGCCUCGGCGGCGGCAUCCUCCCGCAGCCCAGGGACGAGACGCUGCGGCACGGCGGCGGGGAGACACGGAUCGUGACCGUGCUGCAGGGGGCGGCGCACCGGCAAUCACGUUGGUGAGGUCUCGCCGCAUUGAGGAGGUCAUCGUCAACGAGGUGGGACGGUGGCUGGUUGCCGAGCGUCAAGCUGCAGGGUGAAGCCGUGAAUUGCGCUGGGGCAGUUUUUGAGGUCCGCCGCCGGUCAUCUUGUUCGGAGCAACGCUUCUGGAAAAGGCAUUGUGCUCUGUAGAAGAUGCAUUCCACAAAUUGAGGUGGAAAGAUCGUGCACAACAGAGUUGGUGAACUGUGGGCCUGUGCUGGUGAAAGAUGGCCCCAACCGUUUGUAUGCCCGGGAAAUUUGCUGCACUAUGCAGCAAGUUGAAUGAGGAACAGAAGGGUGUUGUCAAAGUAAUAGGAUUUCAAAGCUUGCUUAGUAUACCUGCGAUGCCUAUUCAACGUAUUCUCCUUGAGGACCUUGCUGAAAAGUACAAUGAAGUAGAUAGGAGCUUUAGAAUACACGACCAUGUGGUUCCUAUUUCUACGUGGGAUGUGUAUUGCAUCUUAGGUCUAGUUGACGUAGGAGAUAAGAUUGAAAUUAGUACAAAGAAAGCCGAUCCUAGAUGGUUUAAUUUGUGUAAAGGGAGAGAUGAUAUAGCAAUCACUUUCAAACACUUGGAAGAACGAAUAGGGAGCGGCACAGCUGAUGACCACUUUGCUAGAAUGUUUGUGCUGUAUACGAUAGGUACAGUUUUGGCCCCUAGUUCAAAGGAAUAUGUGAGCAGCAGGUAUGUAGAUCUUGUAGCAGAUAUUUCAAAAAUCAAAGGCUACAAUUGGGCGCAGUUCACAUUAGAGUAUUUGAUUGAUCACUUGGCACUAUUCAAGAAGAGCAAAAGAACAGGUCUUGUUGGAAAUUUGGCGUUUCUGCAGGUUUGGUUCUUUGAACAUUUUCAAGCGGUUGGUGAUUGCUUUGAUUAUGCACUCCAUGAGCAUCCUCUGAUUAAAAAUUGGGGUGGAAACAAGGUUGUGAAGCGGGCACAUCUUGAAGGGAUAAAGAAAUUUGGUGCUGAAAAGGUAGUUAUUAGGUUGGAACAAGACAAACCUUAA